GCCCGCUCCGAGUACCAGGACCGCUACAACGAAUGUGCCAUCGGCCCGGCUAGCAGCUUCUUCAAGCGUCUCAGGGCUGAACGCUGACAUCUUCGAGCUGCCAAGAGGUCUUCUCCAGAACCAUAAGAUGUGGUCUUGCACAGGCAAGAUGGAGCGCAUUACUGACAACCCAUGGGCCUUCAGCUACAAUGACGGAUGGACUUACGUGGGGCGCAUACGUCCUGGGCAGAAGCUUGUGCUGAACACGAAGGAAUCGACGGGCAGCCCGAAGGGCAGCAACUGCCAACCCCUCGAUGAGUCCGAACUGACCGAGCUG
Molecule: messenger RNA, 316 nt
Organism: Symbiodinium pilosum
Lineage: Eukaryota; Dinophyceae; Suessiales; Symbiodiniaceae
Source: the annotation of a GenBank genome assembly